Messenger RNA from Triplophysa rosa, 2528 nucleotides. RefSeq lists its product as uncharacterized. Lineage: Eukaryota; Metazoa; Chordata; Actinopteri; Cypriniformes; Nemacheilidae. Bases 185 to 1381 code for a protein of 398 amino acids. The record is from RefSeq and is a predicted model, not a curated record. The transcript has 8 exons.
GUUUCGCUUCCGGUAUAAAGCUCAUCAGAGUUGGUCGGAUGAGCAGACAGAAUAAAGGCCGAUCUUCACACCCUGCUGAAAAAAAUGUCUGUACAGGGGUCACAGGAAUGCAGGAAAAGAAAAGAUGCCAUUCAAGAUGAAGGGAAGAGCAACGCUCACAAGACUGAAACAACAGCAUUAAUUAAUGGUAUGCAAUGAGAAACCUCAGGAUGGUGACACAGAAGAAAAGUGUAUUUCUGGGACAAGCUUGGACACCAGGUCUUCUCCAGCAGGUGACAGAACACAACAGAGCAAAACAGAUGUUCAAUAUAAGCAGACCGUUCAUACUGGGCUUUCUGGGAAAGAGAAAACACAGUCAACUCUUCAGGCUUCCAAGUUACCCUUAAAGAUAUGCGGUGAAAAGAGGCUAUUGUUUAAUGGAUCGUUGGAUGAACAAACAUUCACAGAGAGAAGUGGCAAAAAAAUAAAAAGUGACUGCAAUUCUGUGCAAAACUCUGUCCAGAUAGAGGCUGAGAUCAGGAAUAAAAAGAAGUCUCAUUCUGUGGUGAAAAUACGUAUGUCCUUCAAGCAAGAGUCUAUGAACGGGUUUUUGAAAGAUGUAACAGUUGAUCUGCAGGGGUAUCGAAACUACACCCCAAUGGUUGACCAACCACUUGAUGUGCAUACUUCAUGGGAAGGAUGUGCUGCACAAAGUAUUGAAAUCAUUGCAAGAAAGAGUAAACAAGAAGUGAACUUUGAUGUCAACACACCUAGUUCAGCAAUGGAACCUGCAGAUUUUUUACACUAUGCCAAAAUAGUUACACUUCUUGUUCAGGACUGGUAUGAAAAGCAGGAUAGGAAAGAUAUAUUUUUUAAGAUUGGUAAAUUUACUGUAAAACUGCGGUCAAGCAAUCUGUACUGUUGCCCUUUCAACCAAGCUGAGAAAGAAAGGAAAUUUCCUGACAGACAGCUAUCUUAUGCAACAUUAACAACAUCAGAAAACUUCAGCAAAAAAUAUUCUCAGACAGUUUGGAAUUACGUGGUGGGAAACCAUGGCAAAGUAUACUCUCAAAUAGAGACCCCUCAAGAUGCCGUUGCAUUAUGUGCGGUUUUAUUCUCAGAGGUUAUUAGAUAUCCUAACAUGUUUUUUCACAACAUUCUGAUGAUGCAGCAAUUUAAAACAUGGGAUGACUUUUGUAAUUACCAUCCAAUGGUGAAAGGUGGAACAUGGAAAUAUCAGGGAAAGAGUAGCAAUAUAUCUCAACAAGAAAAUCUCCAUAAGGGGAUAAAAAUCCCGGAAAAAGUAAAAAACAGAGAACAUGAAAACCAUUUAUUUUGUGUUAAGGAAAUUAUAAAAGAUAAGGAAAACAGAUGUUCGCCUUUUCAACUGAACUUACUAUAGGUGUCAGGAUCACCAGUUAGAGUGCCCUGCAAGUCCACUAGAGGGCACUCCUCUCGUCACCCAGACUGCCAACACAUUAGAGCUGAAGAUCUUGUGACCGACGGGUUCGGGCUUAAUUUCUAUCAUUUUAAAUGAGCGGUUAUGUGAUGCAUUCCGAUUAGCGCGAGAAAGAUGCGAAAAUGGAUGCUGAGGAGGUGAAACGGAGGCUUGUCUCUGGCGAUUACGUUUUGGUUGCACCAGCAACUAAAGCAAAGUCUGAGGUGUGGAAAAGUUUUGACCAUGUGCAUAAUGAGAAUAAUGAGCCAGUGGGAUAUGUGCUGAGAUGUUACGAUCUUACAGAGGACUUAUUUUAUUUCUUUGUUCCAACUUCCAAGUGGCCUAUAGCCUACGUUAGUCAUUAAUAAAUUGUGUUAAAACGUAUAAAUGACCCGUUCUUGACAAAAGGUGUGUGCGUGCGCACAUUUGAAUAGCCUAAUGUCGGGCUGUAAACGGGUUCGGGCUUUUAAAAAGCUGUCAAUCAAAAUGUACUUGUCGGGCUCGGGCCGAAUUCUGUCGGGCUCGGGCCCUGUCGGGCCUAACUUUUAAGGCCCGAUUACAGCUCUACAACACAUACUACAUUUCCCAUAACCCUCUGCCUGGACUCAUCAGCCAUCAUUGUAUUCACCUGUACAUUGUUAACUGUGUCUAUUUAUAGGUGGUUCAUUCUAGCAGUCAUUACUAAGUCUGGUCAGUGUUACAGCUACUUUUCUGAGCAUUACCAUCGGCUGUAUAUCUGGUUCUGGUUAUUUGGUUAACCCUGCUUUUGCCUGUAGGCUACCCUGUGGGUUUGUUUGCUCGCUCUGGUUGGACUGAUUACCUGUUUAUGGACUUUUGCAUGUUUUAUGGGUAAUGACUUGGAAUACUUCUGAAUAAACGAUUGCAUUUGGAUUCUCACCCUUUGUGUCUCCAUGUAGCCUGAUGACAAUAGGAUGUACAUACACGCAUAUAGCUGGCGUGGUUGUCUUUGGAAUGGGCUUUGGGGGUAUGGGAGCUGAACACGCAGCAACCCUCGAAGCUUCACCCGAAGAAAGGCACUCAGCUGUUUGUGUGUAGUUUAUGUAUAAUAAAUAUUGAGCAACAAUUCAUGAAAUAAAAUUUGGAAACUUCA